AUGACUUCGCCAAAAAUUCAAAAGGACAUUGUGAGUGCUUGUGCACAAGAAACCGUGAAAGCUAUAAUCAAUGAUUUAGAUGGAAAUUAUUUCGGGAUAUUAGUUGACGAGUCCAAGGAUAUUUCAUACCAUGAACAAAUGGCCCUUGCUUUGCGUCCAUCCAAAAUACGUGGACAAGGAUAUGAUGGAGCUAGUAAUAUGCAAGGAAAAAUGAAUGGUCUUAAAUCUUUAAUUUUGCAAGAAACUCCUUCGGCGCAUUGGUUUCAUUGUUUUGCUCAUCAAUUACAGUUGACGGUUGUAGCAGUUGCUAAAAAACAUAAGGAGGUGGAAACUUUCUUUGCUAUAGUUGCUAAUGUGUUGAAUGUGAUUGGAAUAUCCUUUAAACGUAGAGAUAAACUUCGGGACCAUCAAGCAGAAUUAUUGGAGCAGUUGCUAGAGAGUGGUGAAGUUCAAAGUGGGAAAGGAUUAAAUCAAGAACGAGGGCUUCAAAGGCCAGGUGACACUCGUUGGGGAUCACAUUGUAAAACAUUAGAUAACUUUGUUGUUUUGUUUGCAUCUAUUGUUCAUGUGCUUGGGGUGAUUGAAUAUGAAGGUUCUGAGGCUAAUGAUAGAUUGCAAGCAGAAGCCUUUUUGAGUAAAAUCAAUUCAUUUGAAUUUGUGUUCAUGNCACUCGUUGGGGAUCACAUUGUAAAACAUUAG
Molecule: messenger RNA, 699 nt
Organism: Nicotiana tabacum (common tobacco)
Lineage: Eukaryota; Viridiplantae; Streptophyta; Magnoliopsida; Solanales; Solanaceae
Source: RefSeq, a predicted model, not a curated record